AUGCAGUCUGUGUCUCACGGCUCCCUUGAAGAGCCAUUCCUUCAGGAGGAAAACACAAAGCCACCUUCAAAGCCUCCAAAGAUGUCCCGUGCCGACUGGCCCACAUCACCAAGCACACUCAAAGAUUCGUCUCCAUCUACUUUUAUGCGUCUGCUACCCAGUAUACUCCUCUUGUUGAUUCCACUGGGCUUCUAUGCGUUAGGCGUAUUUAUUCUCAGGCUAAACGGGCAACCCGAAAAUCCUGAAUACGAUGUGGGCGAUAGAGUGAUACAGGCAAUAAAGGUUGCUUCGACAUUAUGGCCUAUUCUUUUCGCCGCCGUAGUGGGCGCCAUGCUCAAAGCUGCUGCGUUGUACUAUGCCGAAAGGGGAACCAUGCUCGGGACUCUCGAAAUCCUUACUACCAGCCAAACUUUAGUCAGCACAUUUCGUGGAUGCUUCAGCCACCGCAUCUUCGGCAUUUGGACGGCUGUUCUCGUCGUAAUAUGGAGUCUGAGCCCCGCCGGUGGACAAGCAGUACUUCGAUCCGUGGAGCCUGAAGUGCAUAAACAGCAUCGCGACUAUCCUUUGUCGUAUUACCCGUCCGGGAGUCUCUUUGAUAACAUGGCAGCUUCGCCAUUCGUGGGGGCUUCGGGAUCGACGUGGGCCAAAGGCAAAUUGCACCGAGCAGUCGAUGCCGCCAUCUCCUCUCUCGAUGCUACGGUCUUGUUUUCCAAAGGCACGAGUCCAGGGUUCGACGCCGCAGUCCAAAGGUUAGGAGGGGAAGAGCAAGCUGCCCAAUCUGCACAGAGUGACCCUUGGGGAAAUGUUCGGAUCCCGUUUCUCCAUCUGCUGCCCGGAUACAACGAGGAAGACAGGGGCGCGUGGAUUGAUGUUUCGCAAACUGAAAUAGCUCCAUACUCGUCCCUGAUCGGCCAUACGAUUCGCGGCGUACCACAGUCCUCUGUCGGCAACAUCAGCCUAUCUUUACAAACAGUCUAUCAGACCCUAUCUGCAAGUCCCCAGAACCCGUUGAUGACCCAAGUGAGCCUUUUGGUUAAUACCUCUUCUCAGUGUUCCCCUUGGUUCAACGGCUCGCAAUGGCUCCAGCAAAACCCAGGCAAACUCACCAUGCACAAAAGCACCAACACGUCAAUCUUCACAGAAAACCCACUAGCCGGCGACUACGCCAACAUAUUCUUCGACAUCCUCCAGCAAGCGAACCACUCGGAGCCCACCCCCUUCAGCAUCCCCACCAACCCCGUCGACAAAGCCAUCCUCGUCUUCGGCACGCGCGGCAGCACCGCCACAAACAUGUACUCCCAAAUCCGGAUGACGCACUGCCCCGUAUCAGCCACAUACGUCGAAACCGAAGUCCUCUGCACGCGCAGCACCCGCGGCGGCGCGCUUCCCUGCUCCGCGACGCGCAUGCGCGCCACGCCCUUGCACACGGCGGCGUCCAACUGGUCGUCGCUGAGCCUGCGGGCCUCCUUCACGGGCAACUACCUGAUGUACAUCCCGGACACGAUCCAGUCGGCGCACCCGGUGACGCCGACGGGGCUGGAGUCGUACCUGCAGGACCCGCCGACGUCGUUCCAGGACGACGGCUUCGACGUGGCCGACUACGACGGCGUCCCGCUGCCCGUCUUCGAGGCCCGCCUCGCCCUCGUCGUCAACACCUUCUACCACGCCUCGCUCAACGCGAGCAACUUCCUCGGCGCCGACGGCGUCGCCCGCUACGUCGUCGAGCCGUGGUACUAUGCGAACCAGUACGGCAACGCGUCCGGCACGUGGGAAGAGUACACGGCCCCGCGGUACGAGGUGAAGCCGGCGUGGUUUGCGCUGUACCUUGCCGCGACGACGGUGCUGGCCGUGUGUGCGGUCGCGACGGUGGUUGUUGCGGCCGUGACGAGGGCGCCGGAUGUGUUGGGCGGGGUGUCGGGGUUGACGAGGGAUGCGGCGUACGUGACGGGCGCGCCGGCUGGGGGGAGCGGGGUGGCGGCGGCGGAGAGGGCGAGGGCGCUGCGGGGGGUUUGGGUGAGGAUCCAGGACGUCAAGCCGGAGGAGGAGGUGGGGCGGAUUGCGUUUAGUGAUCAGAAGGACUUUGCGGGGGCGGCUGGCGGGUUGCGGUGGGAGAGGAGGUACGAGUGA
Molecule: messenger RNA, 2127 nt
Organism: Diplodia corticola
Lineage: Eukaryota; Fungi; Ascomycota; Dothideomycetes; Botryosphaeriales; Botryosphaeriaceae
Exons: 4
Coding region: 1-2127 (708 amino acids)
Source: RefSeq, a predicted model, not a curated record